This is a messenger RNA of Archocentrus centrarchus (flier cichlid), 1914 nucleotides long. RefSeq names its product ribitol xylosyltransferase 1 (gene rxylt1). Gene Ontology annotation, cellular component: Golgi apparatus. Gene Ontology annotation, biological process: protein O-linked glycosylation via mannose. The record is from RefSeq and is a predicted model, not a curated record. NCBI's taxonomy places the organism in Eukaryota, Metazoa, Chordata, Actinopteri, Cichliformes, Cichlidae. Gene Ontology annotation, molecular function: ribitol beta-1,4-xylosyltransferase activity.
GCUGAAUCCAGGGGUCCUUGUGAUGUAAACAAGGGUCCUCGCACAGAAACGGAGACGAGCUACAUCAUGGUAACCUGAGGAAAAAAAAGAGGAGAAAAAUGAAAAUACCAAAAAGAAAGCUGUUCCUCUUGCUCGUUUUUGCAUAUGUGGCGUUUUCACUCUAUGCUGCAUAUAAUGUUUUCUUCAGCACCAAAGUACUCUCCCGCGUUCACAGGGUGGUGAAGAAAGAGACGGGGGCACAAUCGGGUGGUGUCAGGGAUGGCGGUGCUCCAUAUGUUGCUGAUGAGUGGAAUCCAUGGGAGGAUGAACAGGUGGAGUACAACUCUGCUCUGAACAAAAAGAGAGAGGCCUUCAAACAGUACCUGGGUAAAAUUGACAAGAACAAACCCAAAAGAUACAAGGUCCAAAUCUGGGGGAAAGCUGCAAUAGGGCUUUAUCUUUGGGAACAUAUCUUAGAAGGACCCCUCAACCCUACUGACAAGGUAGCACAAUGGAGAGAGGGGGAGCUGCAGUCAGGGAAGAUUGAUUUCAGUUUCUACACAGGUCCUGCUGUGGUGCAGGGUCAUGUCCCUCUAGACAUGAACAGCCUGGUUUUGGUUCUCAAUGGCCGUGAGCAGCAAAAGGUCACUUACUCCACACGAUGGCUGGAGCAUGUCCAAGCUCUGGUUCAGUCCAAUACAGUGUCUCAUGUGGCUGUGGUUCUGCUGGGCAAUGAGCACUGCAACAAUGACUGGAUUGCCCCACACCUGAAGAGAAAUGGUGGCUUUGUGGACCUGCUGUUUGUAGUGUAUGACAGCCCAUGGGUCAACGACAAGGAUGUCUUCCAGUGGCCUCUUGGCGUUGCUACAUACAGGCAGUUUCCAGUGAUCAGGCCUAAUGCCCAGUUGAUUACCUCCAACCGGCCAUACCUCUGCAAUUUCUUAGGAACUGUUUACAAAAAUUCUUCCAGAGAAACACUCAUGCAUAUUCUGACACAGUCUGGCUUGGAGAAGGACUGCAUCUCCACUGGCAGGGAAAAGUGGCUCCCUCAGGAGACAGCAGACAGUCUGAGACGCUAUCAGACAGCUGUGGCCCAAAGUGAGCUCACUCUCUGCCCGGUCGGGAUCAACACAGAGUCUUACCGCAUCUACGAGGCCUGCUCUUAUGGCUCAGUACCUGUGGUGGAAGAUGUGAUGACACCUGGGAGCUGUGCAGCAGGGCCCAGCUCCCGCGUACGCCUCCUAAAAGCUGCAGGGGCACCCUUCAUCUUCAUCAGCGACUAAGAGCUGCCGGCAAUCUUGGACAGGGAGAGAAGGAUGAGCCAGGAGCAGAGGGUGGACAGGAGGAGGAGGCUACUGGAGUGGUACUCCAGCUUCCGUCAGCAGAUGAAGGAAAGGUUCACCGAGGUCAUCGAAGAGACCUUCUUCAAAAUGGCUGACUGUGGUGCUUCUAAAUAUCAAUGGGCGACAGCUGAGAUCGAUUUGAUUUCUUUUAUGAUUUGUGGAGAAAUGUGAUGUACUACUGGCAUAGUGAAUCUGGUGAUGUUCUUUUAAUAUUCUGGUGCAGAUUAUUAUAAAAUAAUUUAUGUAUGUAGUGAAGUUGUAAAGUUGCCAUUACUAGACAGAAAGGGGCCUCAUGAUAUUAUGUAUAUUCAUCAUCUAAAUGUUUACAACUGUGGAAUGUAAAGGCAAUUAGAGAUAUAGAAUUAUAAGCUGCCUUUGCCUUUUAAAAAUUCCUUAACUUUACUGUAAGUAUGUUUUAUGUGUUUUUACAUAAUUAAUAUUGUGAUUUUUUAGGAAACGCUAAACAUGUAGAAUGAGAUUGUAAUCUGUUUGCAUCAUUUUAACACCCUAAUAUAAUUUUUUUUUUUUUUUACUUUGAGCUAAUUGCAAUGGAUGUUGGAAUGCAACGUUUUGCUGUUCUGUUAAAAAAAAA